GAAUGCUUACCUUAUAUAUAAUCAAACAUAGAGGAAAAAAAUAGAUUAUUAUAUUGAUUAUAAUAAAUAAAAAUUAUUAAAAGUAAACAGUGACUUUAUUUGUAAUAACAAGUCUUUAACAAUAGUAAGAUGUUAAUAAAAGUCAUUGUCUAAAGCCAGCGUCGAUGAAUUAAUUUUUUUUAAUAGCCUGAGUCUUUUUUACGCUGAAUAAUUAAAUCGUUUUCAUGUAUUGCUUAAAGAUUUACUAUAUGUUUCGAUAGAUAAUAUUCUCUUUUUCUAAGAUAGAAGGUACAAAAGACAAUUUCAAAUACUUGCUAAUUAUAUGAUAAAAAUUAUAAUUAGUGCUUUUCACAUUUAAAAAAUUAGAAACUUAUUAAGCAUAUCAUGUAUAUGUUAAAAUACAAGUACUUAAAUAUUUCGUUGUACUGUAAAUGAUUGAUGAAAAAUUCAUGAAUAUGUAAAUCUAUGUUUUAGUAUAUAAUAAUAAUGGGAUACAUCAUCUGUUUAACGCGAUAACUUAGAUAUUGUAGGUCAGAUAUAUCCUACUCUUGUUGUAACACAUAUCGUUACUUACAUUGUCUUGAAUCGUCAAAACAAUUGAAUAUAAUACUCAAUCUUCAUUUUCGAAAUAAAUAUUAAAUUUUUAUCAAGAAUGCUUACUGAAUUUUUUCCAUUUUGGACGAAAUACUGGUACCACGUGUUAAUUACUAUUGUAGCUUAUAUUUUUUUAAAAUUAUUUUAUAAAAUAUUGAAAAAGGAUGCUAUUUUUAUUGAAAAAAAUAAACAUAAUUUUGAUAUUUCAAAUAUAAAGCAACUAAAAGAAACUAAUCAAGAAACAGAAGAUAGUGAGGAAUCUGCAUUACCAAAAAAUUUAAAACAUAUUCCUUAUGAAUAUAAAAGACCUUCUGAAAUGGAGUUAUUCUGUCAAGCUUCUGAGUUUUAUAAAAUAGUAACUGCUAGAAGAACUAUAAGAUUUUUCAGUUCUGACCCUGUACCAAAAGAAGUCAUAUAUGAGAUAAUAAAAGCUGCAGGCACUGCGCCUAGUGGUGCACAUACAGAACCAUGGACAUUCGUAGCGGUGUCAAAUCAGAAGAUAAAAGAACAAAUACGUUAUAUUGUUGAAAGCGAAGAAGAAAUAAAUUAUAAAAAAAGAAUGGGAGUAAAAUGGACAACUGAUUUACUUCCAUUAAGAACAAAUUGGAUUAAAGAAUACCUGACUACCGCUCCUUAUUUGUUGCUUGUAUUUAAACAAAUUUAUGGAAUUUUACCAAAUGGAAAAAAGAAAAUUCAUUAUUAUAACGAAAUGAGCACAUGUAUUGCUUGUGGUAUUCUCAUCACCGCUAUACAGUAUGCAGGUUUGGUAACUCUGACUUCUACUCCUUUAAAUUGUGGACCUGCCAUCCGCAACCUUCUUGGACGUCCUUCUAAUGAAAAGCUUGUUGUACUACUGCCAGUUGGUUAUCCAGCAAAGGAUGCUACAGUGCCUGAUCUUCAGCGAAAAUCUCUAUCUGAUAUUUUAGUAGAAAUUGAUUGA
Molecule: messenger RNA, 1534 nt
Organism: Apis laboriosa (Himalayan honeybee)
Lineage: Eukaryota; Metazoa; Arthropoda; Insecta; Hymenoptera; Apidae
Gene: Iyd
Product: iodotyrosine deiodinase 1
Exons: 4
Coding region: 653-1534 (293 amino acids)
Molecular function (GO): oxidoreductase activity
Source: RefSeq, a predicted model, not a curated record